Molecule: messenger RNA, 1530 nt
Organism: Aspergillus neoniger CBS 115656
Lineage: Eukaryota; Fungi; Ascomycota; Eurotiomycetes; Eurotiales; Aspergillaceae
Exons: 4
Coding region: 1-1530 (509 amino acids)
Source: RefSeq, a predicted model, not a curated record
AUGGGAAAAGGAAAGAAAAUCAGAAACACCUCGUUGCAUACUGUCCACGAAGACAUGGACCCUGUUUCAGUCGAGGAGGCGCCAGGGGAGAACGAAACUAUCCGAGAACUCCAGGAAAGGAUUGCUCAUCUCCAGGAAGAACUAGAUGACUUCAGGAAGUUGUACAGGAAACAAUGGUGGACUGCAGGCUCAGACAUACAUGGGUGGGAAGCAAUCCCAAUCGAAUAUGACCAGAAGUUUAAGAAGCUCUUCUAUAGGGCCAAUGAGAAACAAACCAUUCUUCAGAGCCUGGAAGGCUACUGCGUACAGGAUUUGGACUGGGAUACCUUUAUAGAGUCCCUGCCUUAUCCGAUCUGUGAAGUGGUUCCUCGUGCCCUCGCCCAGACAAUGCUCGUGAAGGACAUCGUGGACAAGUUCUUCGAGAAUCCGUUUUGGUACUUCGAAGGAAAGCCUGACUUUGAUGACACAGAAGCUCCAAGAAAGAGUUGUCUGUCCCUAGCAGAGCAUUUGCAGCAUGUAUAUCAGCAAUUUCUUACCGUCAAUCCAAAAUCAGCAAGUCUCUGGAAGACCGAGACCGUCCGACUUGCGAACUCCGUUAACGGUAACCAGGCCGAUAACACCGAACUAGGCCGCCAUACGAAGAGCCGACGCGAGGAAUCUGCUCGAUCAUCUGCUUCCGCUAUGCUCAAGCACCCGCCAUUCCGGAUGCUCCUUAGAAAAUGUGAAGACACCGUCGAUAGGGAGGCAACGCUAAUCAAAUACUACGAGAGAGCUGAGCGGUUGGCAAUCGAUCUCAGCUGUUCUCAUGGGACCUGCACAUAUCGAAACCUUACACGGCUGGCCUCUCCCUUGUUCCAGAGAGGGGAGCCGUGGGUAACCGCAGACUACUGUCAUAGUAUCCGACCAGAUGAACCCAGACUGGACGGUCAUCGCAUUCUGUUUAUCUUGCAACCGGCAGUGUCGCGCAUUAGAGGAGCGUUCCCGGACGGUCAACUGGAAGAAUGGACCCAAGCUGCGGCCGUGAUUGAGGAUUCCCAGUGCACAAAAGAGGUGUGGGAAAAGCGGCUAAAGGAACAGAGUGCUAAGGACGCCGAGACGUACGGAAGGGAAGAAGAGGAAAAGGCGCAAGAUAGGGCUAUACUGGAGAGAGAGACAAGAGAAAUGGAGGGAUGUGAGGAGCAACAGAGAGCAGAGGAAGAUAAAAAGAAUGAUCCAAGGAUACAGGGAAAGAAGAACGCCCCUGUGAAGCAGGAGGUUGAGGAAAAAGGCGAAGAAGAGCCAGAGAUCUCAGCUCCCAAGCGAGCUCGAAGGACAAGGGGAACAACAAGAACGAAGGCAAUUGAGCAGGAGAAUGAAGAAAGAGGCGAAGAAGAGCCAGAGAGCCCAGCUCCCAAGCGCGCUCGAAGAACAAGGGGAACAACAAGAACGAAGGUAGUCCAGCAGGUAGAAGGGACAGAAGACGGACCAUCGGGAGAGAAAGUUGAAGCGAAGAAGAGAGGGCGUUGGGCAAACAGAAAGACUACCAAAUGA